GAUGCUCUGAUGCGACAGCGGGACAUGGAGAUGGCUCAGACCAGGGAGGUGUUUAACUGUCUGCAGGGAGCCAAGCAGGAGCUGGAGGAGAGCCUGUGCCAAACACUACAAGUCAAGGACAGGUCCUUUGCACACCUAAAGGUCGCUCUGGACAGGAAGAACAAGGACAUGGAGGUCAUGGCUGGUCAGUUCCACAGCCAGAUGGAGGAAAGCAACAGGGAGCUAGAACGACUGGAGCAGAGACUGAGAGAGACAACGGACAUGUUGGCUCAAACCAAUGCAGAUAAGCAGAGCCAGCUGACUGACCACCAACUCACAAUGGAAGAGAUCCGGUCUGCCACCAGCAUCAAUGCUCAAGUGCUAAAGUCUUUAGAGUCAGUGAUGAAGGGCUUGGACCAGGAGCUCCAGGAGAAAGACUCUAUCAUAUCCCAGCUACAGGAGGUUGUCAAUAGGAACUCAGAGGAUCUAGAGAUCAUGGUUGGCCGGUUGCAUAGUCAGGCUGAGGGUAGCAACAAAGAGCUGGGGCAACUGGAACAGAGGCUCAAAGAGACAGAAGCCAUUUUGUUUCAGACAACCCAGGAAAAUGAGACACGGAUGACAGACCAUCAACUUGAAAUUGAGAAACUGCAGGGUGAAGCUGAAGACAGCAACAAGAAGGCGGAGCAGCUGGAGGAGAAACUCAAGGAAAUGGAGGACAUUUUGUCUUGUACUACUGGCAAAUAUCUGCAGGACAAUCAACUUACAGACAGGAAACUGCAGGGUCAAGCGGAGGACAGAGACAGGAAGUUGGAGCAGCUGGAACAGAGACUCAAGGAGAAUGUGGACAUUUUGGCACAGAUCACUGAUGAUAAGGACAAACUGUUGCUAGAAAAUCAACUGGCAGAACAGAAACUACAGAGCCAGACUGAGGACAGUAGUAUGAAGCUGGAGCAACUGGAUCAUAUGUUGAAAAAGAAGGACAUGCUGUUCAUGGAGAGCACAGCAGACAAGGAGAUACAGCUGACGAACUACAAACUCACAGUAGAGAAGCUAAUGUCUUACAUCACCAUCAAUGAACAGAUGUUCAAGGAGUUGAGAGAACAUCACAGCCAGAUUUUGGCCAAGCAUUCGCUGGAGCUUGAGGACUAUGGGAAGUGGCAGGAGCAGCUAUCCACAGCACAGAUUCAGAUCUCUGCCUCCCUGCAAGAGAAGUGCUCAGAGUGUCUGGAGCAUUUUGCGGUCCAAAGGGAGGGGGGGAGAACUAAUCCCUGUCAGAGAGAGACUCUGGACCCUGACAACCACACCAUCCCAGAGAACAGUGAAGUUCCUGCAACUGAGGUUGGCCCGACCAAGUGUGAGAGGUGUCUCCAACUUUUGCAGAGGGAGAAUGGCAGUCUGCUGGACAGACUGAGGGCUAGCAAGCACCUCAACAAGACCCUGCGCAGCCAGCUGGACCUGUGCAGAUCCAUUAUGGCUCAGAGAGAGGGGGGUGAUGGACAACGUUUCUCCCCCUCCAACUCACUCACAGUGGAAGAAGAAAUGAAGGAGCCGCUGCAGGAGAUCUUGAGGCUGAGACAGAGUCUGAAGGAGAGCAUUCAGGCAAACGGGAGGCUCCAGGAGCAUCUGAAGAGCCAUAAGGCCCAGCAGGCAGGGACAGAGAUGGGCCAGAACCACCCAGGCGUGCAUGCUGAGUCAGAGAGACUGAAGGCGUCUCUGGUUGAGACAGCCUGUGAGCUCACACAGCUCCAGAGAGAGAGUGACAUGCUGAGGGAGGAGAGAGAGAGGCUGACAGAGAGGCUCGCACGCUCUGAGGACAACAACAGGAGCCUGGAAGGCUCACUAAGCUCCACACAUGAAGAGAUAGACAGGUUGAAGGGAGAACUCGAUGCCUAUCAAAAACAGCUCACCAACAGCAAUGAGCUCCUCAAGUCAUUUUGUGAGGAGAUGCAGGGGUCCAAGCAGAUGAGGACAGCUGCAGUCAACCCCACUGAGUUUGGAGGCGGUCUCCCGGACAACCCCAAGCUAAAUCAACUCCUCUCUGAGAUCCAGCGAAUCAGAGCACAGCUUGCCGAUAAGGACACAAUACAGACUAAUGCCACAGAGGAGAAACACCCUGAGCAUUCUGGUUGGCCCGAGUGCCCUCCAACGAUCAUCAACAUCAACUAUGUGGAGUGUGGAGCAUCCAGGCAUUCAAGCAGGAGCAGUCCUUCAGGGAGAAGAAAUCAUGCCAAGAAGGACAAUGACAACCUCUCACAAAGCAGCCUUACCUCCAGCAUAGAUGACUCGGUCCCAUCCUUAUUGAACAGUAGCCUAUCCCCACUGUGGGUAAAUGACAAGAGCCCCAAUGUCACUGGCCAGGAAGAUGAUUGCAUCAAGAGACUGAUAUCAGAAGGGAAGACAAUGACCAAUAAGAUGAGUCGGCUACUACAGGGGUGCCACAACAACAACUCCAAUCCCACGUCACAGUCAGCAUUUGAUGUCACUCCGGUUCAGGUGGACCAGAAGUACAUCAAGCAUCUCUCAUCUACCAUCGGUGCCUGUCAUCUUCUGAGGCUCCAAGAGAGGCGUUCUCAGAGUGACUCUGUGAAUUUCUCCCAGAGCCAAGAGAAUUUCUACUUGGAAAAUCUGAAACUGAAGAAUAGAAUUGAGAUAAUGAAGAGGGAGCAAUCUGAAAACAAGAAGAUGCUUUCUGAGGCUGUCAAACGACUGAGAAGAGUGAACCUGGGGAAAGUAGGGAGAGUGAGUGAAUAGCAGCAAAUGAUCAUCAUUCCACUAAGCCAAUCUUUGUUUCAUGGAUUCAAAUAGAAAGAAUUGGAG
Messenger RNA from Oncorhynchus masou masou (cherry salmon), 2796 nucleotides. Its product is annotated as myosin-13-like. The record is from RefSeq and is a predicted model, not a curated record. Lineage: Eukaryota; Metazoa; Chordata; Actinopteri; Salmoniformes; Salmonidae. The transcript is spliced from 13 exons. The coding region runs from base 10 to 2730 and encodes 906 amino acids. Gene Ontology annotation, cellular component: centrosome; Golgi apparatus. Gene Ontology annotation, molecular function: molecular adaptor activity. Gene Ontology annotation, biological process: centrosome cycle; regulation of Golgi organization; positive regulation of microtubule nucleation.